Rhipicephalus microplus (southern cattle tick) is the source of this 3244-nucleotide messenger RNA. RefSeq names its product synaptogenesis protein syg-2. Gene Ontology annotation, molecular function: protein binding. The record is from RefSeq and is a predicted model, not a curated record. NCBI's taxonomy places the organism in Eukaryota, Metazoa, Arthropoda, Arachnida, Ixodida, Ixodidae.
CGCUGAGCCGGCCGCGCCGGUGCCGAUCGUCACUCUCCUCCUUCCGCUCGAGGACUUCUUUCUGCUUUCAUCGCUCGCUUUCGGACGCUAAGCAGGCUCCUCCUGUACGGGGACGUUACAGGGCCGCGGUUCGUACCAAGCGCGAGUCGGCCGUCCAUCGGCAAUUUUUUAAAGAACCGAUCGUAAGUUCUAUGACAUGUUCUGACCAUCUCGUCUAUCUCGGGUUCCGUGCAGACGGGAUUGACUGGUUAGGCGUGUGGACAGGGCUAUCUCGGGUUCCGUGCAGACGGGAUUGACUGGUUAGGCGUGUGGACCGGGCAAGUACUCGACCGAAAGGCUGGAACUUUUGGGUGGUACGCUUCAGGUGAAGUCUGCAGUUGCCUAGCGAUUGUGUGUUUAGAAACCGGAAUAUAUGAAGAUAUCCCUGUGACUUCUGUGCAUAAGGACAUCUCGUUGUAUUAUUAAUCGUCCGGGGCACCAUCUCAUAAGGUCAGCUGUGAAUCCUUACCAUCUCACCAGUGAUAUGGUGAGCUCUCCGUGAACGCAACUCCUGUGCGGACAUCGUUCUUGAUGUGUUCGCCUGCUCGUCAACCCAUCGUUUUAUUUUAAAUUAGGACUCACUGGAUUUAUUUUGCUGCUUCUUCUGCCAUUUCUGUUUUUCUUUACCACUCAACCGUUGGUACGUUGGCUGUACCCGAAUAGGUGCGACCACAGUGUGUGGACAUAGCAGAACUUUUUUAACGUUUGGCUUUGGCCGUUGACGCGCGACCAGACACGGACAGUGGUGACAUGUGCAGUGCCGGCUAUAAAUGUGUGUGGGUGUCCAGGCGGCCAUGCCGUCAGUGCACUGCAUUGUUUGGAGUAGUACUGCUGCUCGGAUGUUGGUCUCAAGAGGUGGGCGCCCGGUACCAGGCAGUCACAGCUGAGGCACAGACGGUGACGGCGCUGGAGGGCGGCCAGGUGCAACUGAGCUGUGACAUAAGUGCUCCAGCAGCGGGCGACUUUGCGGUGCGCAUCCGCUGGUUCAAGGACUCGGGGCCCAACCCCGUGUACAGCAUAGACGUCAAUCCCAGAACGGGCAGCUUGUCGCAGAUUCGCCAGAGUGCGCUGCGCAGCAGCCUUCAGGGUCGCGCAUACUUUUCGGUCAUCCAGACUCCUGCCGUGCUGAGCGUUGACCGCCUACGGCACGCCGACAACGGCUCCUACGUGUGCGCCGUGGACUUCAAGAAAGACUGGACCCGGAAACUCAUGACUCACCUCAUCGUUAUCGUACCUCCAAAGCACCCCGUGAUUAUGGACGAGAAUGGCACGAAGAUUGACAAUGUCACGCGGCCUUACCUGGAAGGGGAAGACCUCACUCUAACCUGUGAUGUCUACGAUGGUCAACCAGAGCCCGUGGUGACUUGGUGGCGGGGCUCGGAGCUUCUGCAGCAAGCACUGAGCCGCACUGCGGGUGGACAUCCACGCGCCACGCUGUUCCGACUGAGGCUUACGCGCGCCGACUACCAGGCGCGGCUGACCUGCCGCGCAACCAACAGCAACAUUACGCAACCUGUGGCCACCACCAUCGUGGUCAACAUGCACCUGAAACCAGUCUCGGUUGAGAUCAAGGGACCCCGUGGACCACUGUCUGCGGAGCUGCCAGCGCAGGUCAUCUGCCAGGUGAACGGCUCCCGACCAGAAGCCCUCGUUCGCUGGUUUUUGGGGCCAUACCAGCUGAAUGACACAGAGACGCACGUCAUCUCACCUAAUACUACUCUGGGAGUGCUGAACUUCGUGCCGAGUGACCGUGACCACGGUGCCAGGCUUCGCUGCCUCGCCUCAAACUCAGCAAUUGUGGGAGCGCAAGGCAGCACAUCUCCGCCUCUAGAGGACGCCUGGAUACUGGAUGUCCACUACAAACCACUGGUGCAGCUACGGCUAGGCAGCGGCCUCAGGCCUUCCAACAUCCACGAGGGCAUCGACAUCUACUUCGAGUGCAGUGUGCGUUCAAACCCACCGGUGAGCGAGGUGUCGUGGGCCUUCGAUGGUCGAGACCUCCACACGGAUGGUUCCCGUGGCGUCAUCGUUAGCAACCAGUCGUUGGCGCUGCGCUCGGUCAACCGUACAAACAGUGGCUUCUACGCCUGCCAUGCUGCAAACUCGGAAGGUGAAGCCGAAAGCAACCGCCUCCGGCUCAGGGUUCUUCACUCGCCGGUGUGCCAGUCGGGCCACCGGCAGCACUCGCUCUCGGUGGCGAAGCACGGCACGGUGGAGGUGGAAUGCGACGUGGAGGCGGAUCCGAACAACGUCACCUUCUCCUGGACAUUCCACCAGGCGCAUCGCACCGCUCCGCUGUCGCCGAACGCCAGCUUCUCGACGCCACCGGGCGCCCCGCUGCGCUCGGUGCUGCGCUACACGCCGCGUUCGGACGCCGACUACGGCACGCUCUACUGUCGCGCUCGAAACGCCGUCGGCGACAGCCUCGAGCCUUGCAUCUUCCAGAUACACCCCGUCGGCCCUCCAGUGACGCCAUAUAACUGCAGCGUCGAGGAAGUGACGUCAGAAGGCGUACACGUCGUGUGCCAGCGCAGUGGUGUGGGACAGCAGCAGACUUUCCUGUUGGAGCUGCAGGAUGGGCAGAAUACGCCCAUCGUGACAAACUUCACGUCCGGCCAGCCAAGUUUCAGAGUUCACUCACUUAGGCCAGCCACACGCUACCAGAUGGCGCUGUAUGGCAUCAACGCCAAUGGCCGCAGCGAGCCCGUUCAUCUGACCGUGUUCACGCUGCCACUGGGCAGGGGACUGAUCAGCAAAGCAGACGCAGAGUGGUCCCUAGGAUCUACCACGCUGUGGGCAGCUGCGUUGAGCGCCGUGGCUGCCUUUCUGAUUGUAUUUAUCGCACUCACGCUGGGGAAGUUCAGGCGGAAGAUCCUCUUCAAUCGAGGUCAAAACGUUUGGAAUAGGAAUGAAGCCGCUGCUGAUCCCUGCGAAAAUGAAGCAAAACAAAGGCAUUCUUUCGACAGGGAUGUCAACGCAGGUCACCUGCCAAGUGAGAAGAUUUUGACCCCGGGCCUCGGUGCGCUUGGCUGCUGGCAUCCAGGGAACUGACCGACUGCGCCACGCGGGGGAUCUCGAGUGAGUUCCCACUCGAGCACACUCGGCCUGGCACCACAGCUAGCGUCUCCGGUGCCCGCGCCCAUCACACUUUUCACAAGGCUCCCGGAGACGCUCAUGGAAGACGUCUGGACAAAGGACAUACUCU